Brassicogethes aeneus is the source of this 1278-nucleotide messenger RNA. The record is from the annotation of a GenBank genome assembly. NCBI's taxonomy places the organism in Eukaryota, Metazoa, Arthropoda, Insecta, Coleoptera, Nitidulidae.
AAUAAUAUUAAUAAUAAUAUUAAUAACAAUAAAGUGUUAAGUGUUAUUUCUGUGAUAGUAAUUUAGGAAAAUUAAAACUAAACCAUGGCAAUUUUUCCUUUAAACGAUACCAGGUGCUCAACAAACGAGAUACCCUCAAUACCAGAGUAUUUAUCAGCCUCAAACAAAUAUGGCAUAACCCUGGUCACUGCUGGGACUUUGGCUGUUAUUGUAGUGGUAGCAAUGUUCGCAGACACAUUCCUUUACGUAAUGAAAAAUUCUUCGUCAAAAGUGAAAGCACACACUGCAUUUGUUAUCGGUGUGUAUCCGGUGAUCUCUCUAGCAACAUAUUUCGCAAUACUAGUGCCCCGUUCUCACCUAAUAGCUGAGGCGAUAUGUCAAGGAAUGUUCAUGGCGGGCAUGUACCAACUUUUUUGCCUUUUUCUCGCCUACUGUGACGGUGAAGCCGAGGUGGUGAGAAAAGUCAGCCCGGCAAAACUAAGCUUGAAAGUGACACCGCUAUGUUGCUUCCCAUGCUGCGGGAUUUUGCCCGAAUAUAAAGUCACCAAGAAAUCUGUAAGGAUUUUAAGAUUCAUGGUCUUACAACUGCCAAUUUUUCAAAGCUUGGUUUAUUUGGUCUUAAUUGUAAUGUGGGCUGAAAGAGAGAGCCUCUACAGGAUAAACUAUCUAUACAUCCAACCAUUAAUAGCAAUAUCUAUCCUGAUAGGCAUAUGGGCUAUGUCCAUGUUAAUGAACAUUAUAAAAACAAUAUUGUCAGACAAAUUUAUAAUGGGGAAAUUUGCUGUAUUACAGUUGGUACUGUUAUUCGCUAAAUUUCAAGGAUUUUUUGCCAGAUCAUUGGUAUGGAUGGACUUACUCCCCUGUAAACCCCCCAUUACACCUGCUGUAUAUGGAAAUCUUCUUCACAAUACCCUAAUGUUGGGUGAGAUGGUGAUGCUGGGCGCUCUUGCCAGAUUUCUCUACAAAAGAAAAUUACCAGAAACAGUUGACGUCCUCACAAAAAUAACCACAAUUGGUUCGAUUAUGGCGGAAGAUAUCGUAAAUAACAACAACAAUAGUAAAAUCGUUAUUAACUCGGAAAAACAAAUUAUGGGUUACGAUAAUCAAGCCUGUGAUAUUAAACUGUAGUUUUAAGUGAGAGAACUGUUGGUUGUAUUUUGUUUUGUUUUGUAAAUUAUUGUAUAUUUAGUUUUGUACAUACAUUAGGUUAAAUUUAUAUUUAGUCAUAUCAGAACCCUUCGAGAUAUUUUCGUGGUGCUUUAAAAUGGUAAUGAAAUU